UUUCCUGCUUGCUUAGAAAAACUACACACUAAUUGACAAAAAUCCAGUAAUCUAUAUAAUAUCACAUGCAAGAUUCAAGAAUAUGGAAUGUUCACAUCCCCCUCCUCGUCUCCUAAUUAAGAACAAAAAUUUGCCAUAAACAACCCACCAUGAAACAAAUCAUUUUCUUCCUCUUAAUUAUUUACAGUUUUUCCAUGUUUUCAUCAAUAAGAGCAACAACUUCAAAUUAUCUUUCUAAAGGCUCUUCCUUAUCUGUUGAACAUGCAUCUUCAAAGUACCUCAUUUCCCUAGACAAAACCUUCACUUGUGGCUUCUAUACUUUCAAUGCCACUACCAAUGCCUAUUAUUUCUCAAUUUGGUACACCAACUCUAAGGAAAGAACACUGGUUUGGGUGGCUAAUCCAGGAAAACCCGUCAAUGGCCGAGGCUCGAGGCUAAGCCUUUGGAAAGAUGGUGGCUUAGUCUUGACGGACUUUGAUGACUCAAAUGUCUGGGAAACAAACACUUUCUCAACAACAGUUGAUAGAGUUGUGCUUCACGACUCCGGAAACCUUGUGCUCAUGGACUUUUCUGGUAAGACCCUUUGGCAAAGCUUUGAUUAUCCUACUGAUACUUUGCUCCCUAAUCAAAAUUUUACAAAAAACCAAAAGCUGAUUUCCAGAAUUUCACCCCAACUCUUGACUCCUGGGUAUUUUAGUUUCUUUUUUGACAGUGAUAAUGUGCUGAAAAUGGUCUAUGAUGGUUCUGAAUUUUCAAGUCUUUAUUGGCCUAAUCCUAAUAAUGAUGUGUUUGCAAAUGGUAGAACAUCAUACAAUAGUCGAAGGGUCGCAGUGCUUGAUGAUAAGGGUGUUUUUGUUUCUAGUGAUUAUCUACACAUUAAUACUUCUGAUAUGGGUGAUCUUGGGGUUAAAAGAAGGUUAACAAUGGACUAUGAUGGGAAUCUAAGGAUUUAUAGCUUAAAUAAUUUGUCAGGGUUAUGGACCAUAACAUGGCUUGCUAUGUCCCAACAAUGUGGUGUGCAUGGUCUUUGUGGUAGGAAUGGGAUUUGUACUUAUACUCCUACGCCAAAAUGCGCAUGCCCUCCGUACUAUGAACCCUUUGAUUCAACUGAUUGGAGCAAAGGGUGCAAGCCUAAAUUCAAGAUGACUUGCUCCAACUCUCGAUUUGUCGAGAUGCCCAAGGUUGAUUACUAUGGUUUUGAUCUCAAUUAUACUACAAACAUUACUUUUGAACAUUGCCGAAAUCUUUGUUCAGGAGAUUGUCGUUGUCAAGCAUUUAAGCAUGCACUUAGAUCAGCGAUAUGGUCAUGUUACUUAAAAGGUGAUCUUUAUAAUGGAUACAUGUCUAAUGAGAACUUAUUCCUAAAAAUUCCAACAAGCGCACACACAUCAGACUCCAAAAUUAUCCUUAAUGUGUCACGUUUGGGUUGUGGAAUCGGGGAUUCAGAAAUUGUACCAUUGCCUAGAACAUAUAAUGAUGCCUUUAGUCGGAGAUUUAAGUGGGUUUAUGUAUAUAGUUUUGGUGGGGCUAUUGGAGCAAUAGAAGCUAUAAUUUUUGUUGCUAGUUGGUUUUUUGUUUUCAAGAAAAAUAGAAUUUCAGCUUCUUUAGCGGAGGGGUAUCGAACUAUUUGUAGUCAGUUUAGGAGCUUUAGCUAUAGUGAACUCAAAAGAGCAACCGGCAAUUUCAAGCAAGUUCUUGGAGAAGGGGGGUCUGGAACAGUUUACAAGGGUACUUUGGCUGAUGAACGAGAGGUAGCAGUAAAGAAAUUGGAAAACAUUGGCCAAGGGGAGGAAGAAUUUUGGGCCGAAGUGAGCACAUUUGGUAGAAUCAACCAUAUGAACUUAGCACGAAUUUGGGGAUUUUGCUCUGAAGGGAAACAUAGGUUAUUGGUGUAUGAAUAUGUGGAGAACGGAUCCUUAGACAAUCACUUGUUCUUGUCAGCCAACAAAACUGCCGUUCUUAAAUGGGAAACAAGAUUCAAAAUUGCAUUAGGCACUGCGAAAGGCUUGGCUUACCUUCAUCAUGAGUGCCUAGAAUGGGUUAUCCAUUGUGAUGUGAAGCCAGAAAACAUACUUUUAGACUCCGAUUUUGAGCCUAAAAUCUCGGACUUUGGAUUAUCAAAGUUAUGUCAACAAGGUAGUCAGGGGGUGUCCAGAUUGUCCCAAAUGAGAGGCACAAAAGGGUACAUGGCUCCUGAGUGGACAACCAACCUUCCACUUACUGCAAAGGUUGAUGUUUAUAGCUAUGGAGUUCUGAUCCUAGAGCUUGUGAGAGGAAUUCGACUAUCGAGUUGUUCAUUAGAUGACAGUCUUGGUGAGGAAGAAAUUAAGGAAUUCACAAGCUAUGUAAGAUUGGCAAAAGCAAAGAUGCAAGAUGAAGACGACUCAUGGAUGACUGACUUUGUGGAUCCGAGAUUAGAUGGAGACUUCAAGCAGAACCAAGCUGCGAUAAUGAUAGAGAUAGGAAUUUUAUGCAUGGAGGAUGAUAGAAAUAAGAGACCAACGAUGGAGGCGGUUGUUCUUGUUCUUUCUAAUUGUGAAGCUGAUGUCUCAUUCAUGCAUUCUCCGAGCAAUGAUUCAUGACUUUGAUUCGGUUAAGUUAUAUUUUGAUAUAUGGGGUGCUCGAUUAUGCUCUAAUAAUGAACUUGUAUUAGUAUGGAAAUAUUUGACACUUACUAUUAAAAGUAUGAUAUCAGGAUGAUUUUAUUGUAAGCCGUCCAAUAUGUUAUAGCUUUAUAAGCAAUACUCUUCAGAUAAAAGAUACUAGUCUUGUAUAUAUGCACACAAUCCGUAUGAAAGUAAAUUGAAAAUUAAAUAAUUGUGUAUAACUGUUUUUGUAUUUUGUUUUUUUAAAAAACUGUUAUUCAAUUUAAAUAUGGUACAUCUUAUUUUCCCCUUUUUCGUUUUAAUGAAACACGUGGGUAUCUCUUUUUUUUUUCUUCUUUGUUUUUUUCCUUUUUCACGUGUUGCCAUAUAUAAUAGAGAUAUAAUGUUAAAGUAUUUAAUACUUAUCAUAUAUAACUAACUAGAAUUUUUUGCACGCGAUGCGUGCUUGAAAUUUUCGAAACAGAAACUCGAUUUUCUUCGGCAUAAGAGUCAAAAUUUGAACAUUAGACAUAUGAAGUAUAAUUGUUUUUAGUUGCAAAAUUUGAUUGGUUUAGUUUAUGUCACUUAAGUCUCUCACCAUUAUUUUUUUCUUUUUCUUUUUUUACUUUUCAAAGUUAAAUUCUAUGAACAAAAUAGAAAUCUUAUUGAAUUUAUUUAUGAUUUCUAAUAUUAUAAUUUUUUAGUUGAUUUUUGAAUUAAGUACAAUACUAACUUCUAAAUUCUAAACACUAUAAAAAAGUAAAUAUUUUUUUUCCUUGUCUAACUUCUAAAUUCUGA
This is a messenger RNA of Beta vulgaris subsp. vulgaris (sugar beet), 3383 nucleotides long. Its product is annotated as putative receptor protein kinase ZmPK1. Bases 150 to 2582 code for a protein of 810 amino acids. Lineage: Eukaryota; Viridiplantae; Streptophyta; Magnoliopsida; Caryophyllales; Amaranthaceae. The transcript has a single exon. Gene Ontology annotation, molecular function: ATP binding; protein serine/threonine kinase activity. The record is from RefSeq and is a predicted model, not a curated record. Gene Ontology annotation, biological process: protein phosphorylation; recognition of pollen.